Molecule: messenger RNA, 7117 nt
Organism: Anopheles coustani
Lineage: Eukaryota; Metazoa; Arthropoda; Insecta; Diptera; Culicidae
Product: translational regulator orb2-like
Exons: 8
Coding region: 1753-5484 (1243 amino acids)
Biological process (GO): negative regulation of cytoplasmic translation
Cellular component (GO): nucleus; cytoplasm; neuron projection
Molecular function (GO): mRNA 3'-UTR binding; mRNA regulatory element binding translation repressor activity; translation factor activity, RNA binding
Source: RefSeq, a predicted model, not a curated record
GUGAAGUAACAUCAUCGGUUAGCCUUCGACUUGACCUGUGACUCUCUGGUAGUGGUUCUGCUUCCUCCUGUGUGUCCUGCUCCUUUCUGUGAUCGUUUCGAACACGGUGCCGCUUAUCACGUACAUGCAAAAACACCCAUACAAACAGACUCUAAGGGCGGCGGCGUUGGCGAAAGGAUCGUUUUCCGGUCUGUUUUGCUGUCGGGUGGUGAAGAACCAGUGAAAAGAAGUAAAAAGUGUUAUUCAUUUACCCGCACCGGUUCGCAUCAUUGGCAUCAACUUCGGAGGUGAUGGACGAAUUAGAAAACCAAAAGAAACAUUAAAAUAAAGUCUGCACGGGUUGGCGAACAAGAAGAAGGCGAGAAACUUGCAGCCGAACCAAAUUCUAAGUAUUUUCUUCCAAUGUUACGAACAUCUGCCAUCCACCUCGAGAUUUCAAAAGCGAAAAAGAAGCAUUCUGUGUGAAGAACGGUUGUGUCCUGUGCGGUCUGGAUAACCGGGCGCUGGUGUAUUUCGCGCAGUGCGUGUGCAUAUCCGUGUGUUGUGUGCGUGUGUCUGUAUUCGGUUGUGUAGUGCCGGAAAUCGGUAUACUUCGAGCGGCCCUUGGAGUAGCUCCUCGUGUGUCCCGUGGAACCACCGUUGCAAGCCAGCAAGUAAAGCAUAUGACCAACGAAGGAUACAAAGGGCAGAAUGAAAUGAAGCAACAGCAGUGAGAUGUCGGAAAAAAUGUUGAACCAAACCGAGGGAAAAGUUUUGCAAUAACGCUAGUGGAGAGCAGUGGAAACAAUCGUACCCUGUACGAACUAUACAUAGCAGGAGGCUGGGGAGUGUGACUUCCAUGGUGAUUGCGCUUUACUUUUCCAUCCACCGUUUCCCUAUGGUUGCUAUUUCGCUGUGGUUCGUUUGAAAGUGUUCAACGACACGUCAGUGGCAGCGAUUCGUGGGCAACAAUUCACGAAUUCACGGAUCUUCUCGGCUAAAGGUCAUCGGAGAAGUGUUCCCGCACGCAGCAAUUCGUCAAUAGAAGCUGCGUUGGCACUUUGGUCGUCAUAUAAUCUCGUGGUGGUUGUAUUACCAUGCAGUCGCGGCUGUGUUCAACCUAACCUCGAAGCUUGGGAAAGGAUUCGAAGGAGAGAUAGAGCGAACGAGCGCGAGAAAGUGACGGGAAGCAACCGGCACCACUUGCAGCGGAUACUACUGACACCGGACGACGUCAGGACGAUUGGUUUUUGCACUGCAUCAUCAUUGUCAUCGUCAUUUGUGGCACCAGCAGCAUCAUCAUUCGGACCGGUUUGCCUGUGUUAGUACAGCAGGAUUGGGCUGGACACGCGGACAACGCCGUUCGUAGAAGCGGUACGAAGCCAGCCGAGGAAGCAGUACUUCAUCCAGUGUGGAUCCUGUUGUCUAGAAGCAGCAUCGUCGUUCGUUAUCAUCCUUCCGUUUAUUCGUGACUCGUGAUUGUGUGUGUUUGUGUGUGAGUAUCGCGUGUGUUUUUGGGCGAAAGACGAACACCAACGAUCGCUCUCUCCUUUUGGCCGGCUUCACACGGAACGCCGACUCGGUGGUAGUAGCUCCACCACCAACGACAAACCAGAGACUACGGCUUACAAAACUCCGCGAGAGUCUGUGGAGCAGACAGUGCCAAACACACACACAAACACACUGCUAAAGGGCGACCGUGCCGGGAGAGCAGCAGCAGUAGUAGCAGGACUUUUGCGAGCCACCCGAACGUACACCCGAACCGAAGGAGGAAUGCCUUCCCUGCAACAGACCAGCUUCAAAGAUUUUCCCAGCCCGGACAUCGCCAGAUCGAUGACGGGGCCAGACAUUCUGCAGAAGCAUUCCAUCAACUCGCUGCUGCUGGAGCACAAUGAGAUCAUCUCCCGGGGUCUUCCGUCGCCGAUCGAAGAUAACAUGUCACUGACGAAUCUGCUGGGCGGCUCGCAGUCGUCGUCGCCGACCUCCAUUGCUUCCUCGCUGGCUACGAACUCGUCUGCCAAAAGUGGCACCAACCAUCUGCCCCAGCUGCAUCUCCACAGCCUUCACCACCUGCAGCAGUCUCAGCAUCAGCAACACCAGCAGCAACAGCACCUUUCGCACCACUCCUCGAUCGGACCGUUCACGUCCUCGCUCGGUGGCUCGGGGGCGAUGGGUUGCGAGGCCAGCAACAUUCUGAGCCCCUCCAGCUCCGGGGCGAACAGUGCGGUGGGGGGUUGUGCCAGCAACAGCUCCGGGGGCGGCGGUUGUGGCUCCGGAAGCAGCGGAUCGGUGUCCUCGAAUCCGUUCACCUUCUCGAGCCUACGCAUUCCGAGCCCCUCGCUGCACUCACCGGACCUGAUGACCGCCGGGAGCCUGCUGGGCGGUGGGAUCAUGGGCAGCAACCACAGCAGCAGUACGGCCAGCAACACUAGCAGCAGCAGCACCAGCAGCGGGGUCAGCUGCGGCGGAGGCAGCGGCCAGUCGCCGACAGCACACCCGUACUUCCCGAACUUGCUGCAAUCGAGCGGCGGAAGCGGCGACGAGGCGGUGUCCGUUGGAAUGGUUAGCGCGUACGACGAGUUCGGGUUCGACAACGAUUUGGUGUUGGGCAGCGGUUCCGGUGGCCUUGUCUCCGCGAACGGCUUAACCACCGAGACGCUAAAACUUCGACGACGAAACAUCAGUUUCGAUUGCUCCUCACCGACUACCGGCACGUCCUCGCCGGGCGAAGGCACCCCACCAUCGUUGACACUCUGCACUUCGCGGAACUUCCGGAACGGCGGCGGCAUUUCGCAGCAACAAGCUGCGAACGGAACCGUACCGUCGUUCGACCAUGGCGGUGGCAACGUCGGCAACAACAAUUCGCUGGGGGGUUUCGAGCAAAGCCACACGGGUGCGGCCAGCGGCACCAGUGCGAACGGGGGGUCUCUGUCCCUGUUCGGUACGGGUAACGGUUCGCUAUCCCCGUCCCAUUCAACACCGGACCACACGGACACCAGCAACUUGCUGACGAGCCUUGAGACCAAUAGCAUUCUGGAAAUGCUUAGCUAUCUUACUCUCAACCAGAGUACGACCACCGGUAACAACGCGUUUGCUCAAUCGCAACAGCAGCAGCAUCAACAACAACAACAACAACAACAGCAGCAACAACAGCAACACCAUCAGUCUCAGCAGUCGAAUCCAUUUUCGCCCUUUUCAACACUCAACUCGCUGUUUCAACAGCAGCAACAAUACCAACAGGCAACACCCAGCCCGGGAUCGACAUCGUUCGGCGCCGGUACCGGAUCAGCUUCGACGGGCCUGAACCUCGGCAACGGUUGUCCCAGUGACUAUGAACGUCUGCAGAGCCUCCAGGCCUUCAAUACGCUCAGUACGCGCCUGCUGCAGCAAUCCCAGCAGCUGUCGCAGCUACAGCAGUAUCAGUACAACCAAUCGUUGCUUCCAUCCGGUGGAGGUGGUGGCCUCUACGGCACUGGCGGUUCUAACGCUAGCGGAACCAACGGGGGACUAACGGCCAGUUCCGCCGGUUCGAUCAGUAACAAUAAUGGCAAUACGAGCAGCAACAACGCUGGUACCCACCAGCAGCUGAAAGGAGGUUGGUCCACGCAGCAACACCAUCAGCAACAUCACCACCAACAGCAACAGCAGCAGCAGCAGCAACAACAGCAACAACAGCAACAGCAGCUGCUUGAGAUGCAGCAUUUCCAUCAGCAGCAACAGUCGAACCGAGGAGCAGCUUCGUCGUCGUUGAACGGAAACGGUGCAGGAGGCGGUGGUGGCAGCAACAAUGGAUACUCGGAUAUAAACCUGGAUCGCAUCGCACGAUUCCACCGGUCUUCGGCGGCCCACUAUGAUGCCACGUGCACCUGGUGCGGCGAUUUGCCACCUCGCUCGAACCGUUUGGUGACCUACUCGUCGAAAAUAUUCCUCGGAGGGAUGCCUUGGGACAUUAGCGAACAGUCGCUGGUGCAGAUCUUCAAACCGUUCGGUUCAAUCAAAGUCGAAUGGCCUGGUAAGGAACAGCAAGCAACCCAACCGAAGGGCUACGUGUACGUCAUCUUCGAAUCGGACAAGCAGGUUAAAGCAUUGCUGCAGGCGUGCACCUACACCAUUCCCAACGGUGGUGGUUCAUCUGGUGGCCACGGCGGUGGUUCCGGCUACGGGUCGAACCGUUCCGGCUUGCACGGUGCUUCGUCGUCCAACUCGCUGAACAAUUAUGGUUCCAGCGGGGAGGAUCAAGGCUGCUCUGCCCUGGUGCCGAUGUCCAACUUGAGCAAGGCACAGGUCGCUCCGCAAGGGGCAAAGAUCAACUUCAAAAUAUCGUCCAAGCGCAUCAAGUCGAAGGACGUCGAGGUGAUCCCGUGGAACAUUGCGGACUCGAACUACGUCAAGUCGACCUCGCAGAAGCUCGACCCGACGAAGACCGUAUUCGUCGGUGCCCUGCACGGUCAGCUGACGGCCGAGGGCCUGGCGAAGAUCAUGAACGAUCUGUUCGACGGGGUCGUGUACGUCGGCAUCGACACGGACAAGUACAAGUACCCGCUCGGGUCGGCGCGCGUCACGUUCAACAACUCGCGCUCGUACAUGAAGGCGGUGGUGGCAGCAUUCAUCGAGAUCCGGACGGCCAAGUUCACCAAGAAGCUGCAGGUGGACCCGUACCUGGAGGAUUCCCUCUGCUCAACGUGUGCGGUACAACACGGACCAUACUUUUGCCGCGAGACCAAUUGCUUCAGAUACUAUUGUCGUUCUUGCUGGCAGUAUCAGCACAGCCAAGAUCCGCACAUGCAGAACCACAAACCGCUGACGCGCAAUUCCAAGUUCACCGCCAUCAUCGGUGUCGGUCCGCAGCAGCAGCAGCAGCAGCACCAGCAGCAUUCCCAAGGAUCCAACUCCGGUGGAGCAAUCCUGUCCAAUCACCAAUCCCAGCAGCAGAACGCUUAUGAUCACAGCUCGUACUACAAUCAUCAUCACCAACAUCAUCAUCAUCAUAGCGGUGGCGGAAGCAACCAUUCGGGUGGAUCAAACUCCAACGCCGGGGGUGCAUCGCACAAUCAGUAUCAUCACAACAACAGUAACAAUAGCCACAACCACACGAGCAGCAACAACAAUCAUCACCAUCAUCAGCAACAAUAUCAAGGCAGCAGUCGUUUAACUAGUUUGCAACAGCACAACCUCCGCACGCUCUCAAAGUCACCCACGCCACCGAUGUGCAACGGCAAUGGGCAAACGAACAGCAGCAGCACCGGCAGCAACGCCAGCAGCAACAGCAGCAGUCCGAUCAGCAACAUCAGUCCCAGCAGCAGCAGCACCAACAGUAGCAACCUUAAUGUUGGUGCAAGUGCUAUGGUUGAUUCUUCGUCGCACAACAUGUCCUCUUGUGCAGCAUCGCGUAAUCUGCACUUUAUCGGAAGUGCUAACAACAUUGGUGGUGGCAGUGGGGGUGCUGCUGGCUCCGGUUCCGACGGUAAUGGUGGUGGUGGAGGUGCUUCAAGGUUGGUCCUUUAAGUGAACGCAUCCUUUCUCUCAGUUCUGGGUUCACUGACGAUGUUCGAUCUGCUAAUUGCUUCUCAACUUUACUUUAAUUUCGUCUUUUUCAAAUCUUUAUUCUAUAAUGGAAUACGUACCGAUUGCAGCAAAACUUUCACAUUUAGGAUUAGCUUGUUUUUGUAGUUUAUUCUUGGUCACCAUGCUAAUUCCAUCCCAGUUUGGGUGGUUACUUGAGUGUUUGAACUUGAAUUACCGCUAGCUUGCUGAAGCUAGGUGAAUUUUAGUUGCUACGGCGCUGAACGUCUAAUGUCGAAUGGUGCCCUAAUGCAUUGCCAACGGUUACUUACUUCCUUCCGAACCCUGCUCAUUCUACGUAUCCCCCUCGAUGGUGCAACUUUAGAAAAAACUUCCUCAUCCAUGUACGCCCGUAAAACAGAUGAUUGAUGUUGGAAACGAAUUUCCUUGGACGAAAUUUACAGUUUACCAAACAUCGUGCGAAGUUGUCUCGAGCGUGUAGUGAGGAAGUUCCGCGCUUUUUUUCCAUUUUGAGUUUAAAGUUUGUGUUUUAUAGCAUAUCGCGUUGAAUCGCUUCGAUUCGCGAUGUUGGGAGGAUCAUUUCAGUAACGUUAAAUUCGUUAAUUUUACCCAAUAGUGUUUUAGUACGUUACUCACCGCUAGCUCAUCGUCAUGACUAUUGCCGCGUUUAAGUUAACGCAAUCAACAGUGGUACAGUGUCCUGCUGAUGGAAGAGCUGAGUGUCCUUCGAAGAGGCAUACCUUUUCCCUCUCUCUCUCUUGUAAUCCCGGAUACUGUUCCAUAGCAUAAAGAGUGUGCACGCAGCACGAACGCAAACACACUCGAAAGCCAUGGCGAAAUGAUCCUCCACAGCGAAGCAAAAUUCUAACCUUUUUCUUUUAACUGAGCACCAAUUGGUUUUAUUAGCAGCACUUUGCUGAAGAAUUUGUUUAAAAAAAGUCAUAUAUUGCGUAAGGCGUGUUUCGGGAAUUGGGAAGUAAGUAACCGGCGCGACUGCCUUUUCAAAACCAUCAAACGAUUUUUUUUUCGUUUUCCAUCAGCUCUAGCAGUCUUAGCUCAUUACGUACAUUUGGAAGAUCGGUUUGUUUCCUAUUUUUUCAUCUCUCUACCACCACCACCUACCACUUACGUUCUGGGGCCGGAGCGCCAGCACGAGACACUACCCAGACACUGCAAAACAAAAAAAACCCCACAAAUGAUCGAUCUUCAUAGGAAGCUUUCAGACAAAAUCCAUGCUGAUCACUUUUUAAAGCGCACGUGUCACAGCCGACUGAAGCUUUUUUUGGUUUGCACAGUAAUCCCAGCGACAACAUCCGCUAGACGGGGAACAGUUGAGCGGUUCUAAAUUUCGAACGCCGAAUCUGUUGAACUUUUUCUGGGGACAGUUGAUUGCUGUUUGUCAUUAGUUUUAAACAACACCCACUGGCCUUUUCUUAAACGGAUAAACAUACGGUUGGCACGAUUUUAGACACAGGCAGAGUCAAGAACGCUUCGUAGGGCGCCACGCGGCGACAUGUUUUAAGCGAGGGAUGUAAAAAAGGAUACAGGGGAAAACGCACGCCUGGGAAACCUGAUGACGUGCGUGAAUGCCUUUCGAUUGUUUGCUGUUUUAAAA